Corylus avellana is the source of this 2004-nucleotide messenger RNA. Its product is annotated as cysteine-rich receptor-like protein kinase 15. Gene Ontology annotation, biological process: protein phosphorylation. Gene Ontology annotation, cellular component: plasma membrane. The record is from RefSeq and is a predicted model, not a curated record. Lineage: Eukaryota; Viridiplantae; Streptophyta; Magnoliopsida; Fagales; Betulaceae. Gene Ontology annotation, molecular function: ATP binding; protein serine/threonine kinase activity.
AUGCAGUAUUUUGCAGUAGAUGCUGUUCAUUUGCUUUUAUCUUCAUGUUUUCUUUAUUUAUUCUCCAGCAGUGCAGCGCAGGUUUACAUAGACGUCAACUGUAAUGCUGCCAGCAAUUAUACUUCUGGGAGUGUCUAUGACCAGAAUCUUAAUAAUACUCUUACAUCUCUUGUUGCCAAUUCUUCUCUAAGUGGCUUCUAUAUCACCAGCGUGGGCCAGAAUCCUGAUGUGGUUCAUGGCCUCAUACAGUGCAUACCAGAGCUCUCUAACAAGGAUUGCCAAACUUGUGCAAAUACUGCAGCAACAGAGAUUAGGCGCCGCUGUUUUACCCAGAAGGAAGCUUCCAUACUUACUAAUAAUUGCUCCUUACAGUACUCAGACUGGAGUUUCUUCACGACUGUCAAUGGUGCUGUAAGAUUUAGUUUUAAUAAUCCGGAUGAUGCAGCUGACACGGUCCUUUUCAAUCGUCAGUUGGGAAACUUGGUGAAAAAUAUCUCAUCUGAUGCUGCAGCCAGUCCUUCGAAAUUUGCUGUUGGGAUCACUGACUACACAGAUUUUGUCAAUAUAUAUGCUAGGGUGCAGUGCUCUAGGGAAUUAGCAGAAAACAGUUGCUUGAUUUGCCUGCAAGGGCUUAUCAGUUAUAUUCCUACGUGCUGUGAUAAAAAAGUAGGAGGUCGUAUACUCUCUCUGAGUUGCAAUCUCCGUUAUGAGACAUAUUUAUUCUUUCUCCCUCCAUUACCACGUCCUCCACCAUCUCCAUCAUUGCCAGAGCAGAAUGAAACUACAGAUGGAACUGCUAAGACAUCUAAUCAUGCUGGAGAGAAGAACUCAGAAAUUGUUGUUUUAGUGGUCAUACCAGUAGCUAUUUUGUUGGUUGUCAUAACUAUAAUCUGCGGUUGCUUCAUAUGGAGAAGCACCAGAAGUAAAAGAGUUGAGGGUGUUCAUGAAGAUGGAGAUAAGAGAAGGGAAUCGCUUUCGAUGAGUCUAAGUAUGCUUAGGGAUGCAACAAGAAAUUUCUCUGAGGCAUGUAAACUUGGACAAGGUGGUUUUGGUUCAGUUUACAAGGGUAAAUUCUUUGAUGGACGAGAAAUAGCUGUUAAAAGGCUAUCAAGGAGCUCAGGGCAAGGUUUAGAAGAACUUAAAACAGAAGUAGGGUUGGUUGCAAAGUUGUUGCAUCGGAACCUGAUAAGGCUGUUGGGCUUCUGCUUAGAAGAUGAAGAGAAACUUCUUGUCUAUGAAUACCUACCUAACGGGAGCUUGGACAAAAUUUUGUUUGAUCAUAAUAGACGGUUCUGGUUGGAAUGGGAAAGACGGCACAAAAUAAUUAUUGGAAUUGCUCGAGGACUUUGUUACCUACAUGAAGAUUCUCAGUUGAUGAUUAUUCAUAGGGAUUUGAAAGCCAGUAAUAUACUGUUAGAUGAGUACAUGAAUCCCAAAAUUUCUGAUUUUGGUUUGGCUAGACUAUUCUGUGGACGCCAAACUCAAGGCAAUACAAAUAGGAUCGCUGGUACUCAGGGAUACAUGGCACCUGAGUAUGUGAGGAAUGGGCACUAUUCAGAUAAAUCUGACGUCUAUAGCUUUGGUGUCUUGGUUUUAGAAAUUGUGGCAGGUCGAAAAAGCUCUAGUUUUCGCAAUCCAAUGAAUCUACAAAGUUAUGCAUGGCAAAACUGGGCUAAUGGAAAAGCUUUGAAGCUGAUGGAUCCAAUCUUGGGAGAUCAGUGGCCAAGAAAUGAAGUUUUGAAAUGCAUCCACAUUGGGUUACUAUGUGUUCAAGAAUCUGCUGCUGAGAGACCUACAAUGUCAGAGAUUGUCGUGAUGCUUAGUAGUUAUACUGUAACUUCCCCAGCACCAUCACCACCAGCAUUUUUUGUGACUAUGGAAAAUCCUGAAGCAGGAUUGAUGACAGAAAAUCCUGGAGCAUCAUCUCAAUAUGCUGAAUCUAAACCAGAUUCAUUACAACAGUCUCUGAAUGGGGUUACAAUUACUGAUUUGGAUCCUCGCUAG